Molecule: messenger RNA, 348 nt
Organism: Gongylonema pulchrum
Lineage: Eukaryota; Metazoa; Nematoda; Chromadorea; Rhabditida; Gongylonematidae
Source: the annotation of a GenBank genome assembly
AGCAAUCAAUCAGUCGAAGUUGUCGUUCAAUGAAAACGAAUUGUCACCCUGGGAGUUGAUGAAGCGAUUUCAUUUUAGCGUGCCACAAAAUGCUGCACUAACGAAGGCACGAGAGAUUUACGAACAGAGCCUGUUACUCGUCCAGCAGCACGUACGUGAAGGCUUGAAAAUUCCGAUUGAGCAACUGCCAACAAAUUUUUCGUUUGAAUCAGUUCUGGCUGUGUCACACAUCCAAACAAUUAUGGAAUUAUCCGGAUGCGUUACCGGACCAUUUCGAAAUCCGUGCACCGACAUGUGUCUGUAUUCAAAAUACAGGUGCAUUUUUACUCAAUUUUUAACCGCUUAACG